ACAGCCAUGCUCUAGUAAAUAUGAGUUUGAUCUCUGUAUAGAAUGCCUGCUUCGGAAUUUGAAGGCUUAAAUAAACAAGAGGGGUCGUCUCACAUCAGAACUCGCCUUAAUAUAGGAAAAUAGUGUGAUCGGCUGUUCGGCAAUCUAUCCUGAUGGAAUGGAAUGUUGUUUUCCCGGGCAGUUGGCACAGUCCGGCAACAGGAACACGACGAUGUGUCUCGUGCCCCCAUCGUACUAACGCCAUCUCCGUUGCCGCCCCGCCUCGUUUGUUCUCUGCACUCCAGUACUCCACUCCACACGCCACGCCACGCCACGCCGCGCGCCAUCCCUUGCUCUAGCACGCGCUCGCGAUGGCAUCCGCCGGGGACGACAUUGCCGAAGCAGAGGCGGCCAGGAAGAGCGCGAAAAGGAUCUCGGACUUUCUUGGCGACAGCGACGGCGACGAGGCCGCGCCGCCGCAUCCGGAGACGCCGCCGCGGCUGCGGCUCCCGAGGUUCACCUGCGCCAGGAUUCGGUUCGGCAGGCUAGGCAGGAAGCGCGGCGGCAGCAGCGGCGAGAAGUGCGAGGAAGCGUCGGUGGACUCCUCGGGAUGGAAGCCAGCGGGGAACAGCAGCGCUGGCACGUCGGCAGAAGCCGGCAUGGGGCUGAGCAUGCUGCUCUUCCUCUCCAGGACACGCGUCGAGCUCAACAGGAUGGCCGAGGUGCGCGCGGAGAUGGAGACGCUCCUGAAGGAGAUCAGAGAUGAAGCCAGCAAGAUGAAGAGCGCGGAUCACGUCCUCGUCACGCCAAGAACCUGCAAUCUUCAGUCGUCGUCGGCUGCCUCGUCAAGCUGCACCUCGGAUACGAACACGAACUGCCUGGAGAUCGCGCGUCGUGAGACCAAGCCGUCCGAAGACGAGAGGUGCGCGAGAAUGCACGUGCUGGAGUUGGAAGACGAUCCCGAGACAGAGCGCCAACUACUCGAGUGCAAGUGCAACGCCGACCAAGAAACUUCCGAGUCAUCGUCCGACGAGGAGUUCAUUGAGCUGGAUGGAGGGCGCUUCCGCGGAUGCGGCGGCGGCAAUCCCGGGCGAGACGCUGGAGACGAUGACAGCGGUAACGAAUCGUGGGAUCGGCGUGACGGAGUCUCCGCGAUCGAGCUGGAGAGGAGGCUGCACGAGCUCCUGCACCGGAGGAACAGGGCGCGGAUCGAGGAGCUGGAGUCGGCGCUGCGGCACGCGAAGCGGAAGCUGGUGGAGAAGGAGAUGGAGGCGCGGAUGUGGCAGGACACAGCUGCACUCGCGCUGGGGCAGCCGCCGGUAGCCGAACAGUGACUCUUCCCAGUGACGAGCGAAGUCGCGCCCCCCUCGUCUCCUUGGUUGGUUCAGUGCUGACUUGCAACAAGUCGUGUAUAUUAACAGUGCACACUUAAGCUCCUCUAAGUUCUAAGAUAAUUUAACCACUUGACGACAAAGUAAUACAGUGUGAUGGAGUGAUGCCGUGAU
Messenger RNA from Phragmites australis (common reed), 1484 nucleotides. RefSeq lists its product as uncharacterized. Gene Ontology annotation, biological process: asymmetric cell division. The coding region runs from base 351 to 1313 and encodes 320 amino acids. NCBI's taxonomy places the organism in Eukaryota, Viridiplantae, Streptophyta, Magnoliopsida, Poales, Poaceae. The record is from RefSeq and is a predicted model, not a curated record. The transcript is spliced from 3 exons.